GUCUUCACCAACAAACGCAUCUUCUCCAACCCAUCUCUCCGCCAUUCACAGGUCACCUUCGCGGCCUUUCACUUCUCCGUCACGGCACUCUUCCUCUACAUCAUCUCCCGCCCAAAAAUCGGCAUGUUCACCGCCAAACGAGUGCCUGUCCUCUCUGUCCUACCCCUCGCCAUGGCCAUGAUCCCAAACGUGGUUCUCCCAAACGCCUCCCUGGCUUACUCGAGCGUACAGUUCUACCAAGUCGUACGAGUGCUCCUCACGCCUUGCGUCCUGCUCAUCACAUACCUCUCCUACCGAACCAAGAUCUCGCGCCCUGCGACGCUCACCCUCAUCCCGGUCUGCGUCGGUGUCGCCAUUGUCAGCUACUUCGACGCGGCGCCUACAAGCAAAGCGGAGGAGAAAGAGACGUCGCUCCUGGGAGUGUUCUUUGCAUUCAGUGGAGUAAUCGCAAGCUCGGCAUACACGGUGCUCAUCAAGCACAAUCAUCAGAAAUUGGACUGCACGAGCCAUCAAUUGCUGCUGAACCUGGCGGCUGUCGCUCCGAUUCCAAUGCUUUAUAUCAUUCCAUUCACGGAUGAUAUCACAGUUCAUGGAUCGACGAGUCGGAGCUCUUGGGUGUUGAUCAUCAUGAGCGCUGUCUUCGCAUGUAUGAUCAACCUAUCGCAGUUCAUCAUCAUCGAAGAGGGAGGAGCAGUGACGAGCACGGUCGUUGGACAUUUCAAGACUCUUGUGAUCGUCUCAAUCGGGUGGAUGGUGAGCCACGCCGCGAGCUACGGGAGUCUAGGUGGAGCGAUAUUGGCCUUGGGAAGUAUUGGGGCGUACGUAUGUCCUCAUUCAAAGCCAUGGAAUGUCGACUGA
This is a messenger RNA of Zymoseptoria tritici IPO323, 858 nucleotides long. RefSeq lists its product as uncharacterized. The record is from RefSeq and is a predicted model, not a curated record. Lineage: Eukaryota; Fungi; Ascomycota; Dothideomycetes; Mycosphaerellales; Mycosphaerellaceae. Gene Ontology annotation, cellular component: Golgi apparatus. The annotation marks the transcript as partial. Gene Ontology annotation, molecular function: antiporter activity. The transcript is spliced from 2 exons.